Molecule: messenger RNA, 201 nt
Organism: Sphenostylis stenocarpa
Lineage: Eukaryota; Viridiplantae; Streptophyta; Magnoliopsida; Fabales; Fabaceae
Source: the annotation of a GenBank genome assembly
AUGGAGAAAACAACGCAAAAUUUCCCGGAAAAUUCACCUUCUCCGGGCAAAAUUAGCAACCAAAAUAACGAGGAAAACAAAGUGCACCCAACAACCAAACCGGAAACAGUUGAAUCCUGGUUUUCUUGGAAUGAAACAAUGGGGGAGCGGGAACGGUGUUUGGUGGGAAGGAAAAAAAAUACAAACUUCGGAUUUCCAUAA